GCCCUCUGGGCUCGGCUCUCUUUCCAGCCGCGGAGCCGCGAGUGUGUCGGCCGGGCGGCGGCGGCGGCGGCGGCGCGGAGGGCCGGGAAAGCCCAGCGCCUGGUCCGGAAGGGGCAGCAGCGAUGAAACAGACUGCGGCGGGGACGCUGGAGGGAGACGGCGGCGGCACCGCCGCCUCCUCGGCGAAAUAUAUAUUGGGAAUAGACGUGGGCAGCACGGUGAUCCGGUGCCACGUCUUCGACAAGGGGGCUGCGCUGAAGGGAUCGAGUAGCAAGCAGGUAGAAGUCCUUCACCCUCAGCCAGGUUGGGCUGAACUAGAUCCCGAAAAUCUGUGGACCCAGUUUGUUGAGGUAGUGAAAGAAGCAGUUGAAGUUGCAGGAAUUCAGAUGAAUCAAAUUUCUGCUCUUGGACUUUCAACACAACGAUCAACUUUCAUUACAUGGAACAAGAAAACCGGAAAACCUUUCCAUAACUUCAUCAGUUGGCAAGAUGUGAGAGCUGGUGAACUUACAAAAUCUUGGAACAGAUCUCUUUUAAUGAAGGCAGUGCGUGGCCUUUCUUCGCUGCUCCACUUUUUCACUCGGAUUGACCUGUUUUUGUUAGUAAGUCAUCUGACAUUUACAACACAGCACAUCUCUUUAAGACUGGCUUGGGUUUUGCAACAUAUAAGUGAGGUAGAGCAAGCUAUUAGAGAUGAUAAUUGUUGUUUUGGAACAGUUGACACGUGGCUUCUAUAUAAACUCACCAAAGGUACAGUGUAUGCUACAGAUUAUUCGAAUGCAAGUUCUACUGGAUGUUUUGAUCCCUUUAAGCUGCAGUGGAGUGUGUUCCUUUGCAAGUUACUUUCCAUUCCGAUAUCAGUUUUCCCACCAAUAGAAGACACAAGUCACAACUACGGAUCAGUUGAUGCUGAAAUAUUUGGUGUGUCUAUUGCAAUAACAGCUUUGGUUGCAGAUCAGCAGGCAGCCAUGUUUGGUCAGUGUUGUUUUGAUGCAGGGGAUCUUAAAGUCACCAUGGGGACUGGUUCAUUUUGGGAUAUUAAUACUGGGCCCAAAGUUCAUGUAUCUAGAAAAGGUGUAUAUCCAUUGAUUGGUUGGAAGAUUGGGAAAGAAUUGACCUACUUAGCCGAAGGCAAUGCUUCUGAUACUGGAAAUGCUAUAAAAUGGGCUCAAAGCUUAGGUCUUUUUACUACUGUGGAUGAGACAUCAGAAAUGGCCCACAGCUUAAUAAAUUCAGGAGGUGUUUGUUUUGUCCCAUCUUUUAGUGGGUUGCAGAUUCCAGUGAAUGACCCUUAUGCGUGUACAUCUUUUAUGGGGAUUACACCUUCCACCACCAAAAAACAUCUUGUUCGAGCUAUGUUGGAAUCUAUAGCUUUUAGAAACAAACAGCUCUAUGACACCAUCACGAAAGAUGUGGGCAUAUCACCAACUUCCAUUCGAGCUGAUGGAGGUGUCAGUAAAAAUAAUUUUGUGAUACAGAUGACUUCUGAUUUAAUUAAUAAAAUGAUAAGCAAACCUGUACAUACAGAUAUGUCUUGUCUUGGAGCAGCUUUUCUAGCAGGCCUUGCUAUAGGAUUCUGGCAUGACAAGGAACAACUAAAGAAGCUGAUGAAAACAGAGAGGGUUUUUAGGCCGCAGAAGGAGUCAAAGGAAUAUGAGCCUGCCAUAAGUAACUGGAUAAAAGCUGUUCAGCGUUCUCUCUCUUGGUACAGCCAGACUUCACAGUAAUGUGAUUGAUGCAGACUUUAGAUUGGAUUUAUAGACUAGUGUAACCUACAGCUCUGGUUCUGCUUUAGAGUUAAUUGUACUUAGCAGUUCCAGUAAGGUUACUCUAAAUACACCAGUCAUUCUUUAGUCACAGUGGAACUAAAGAAACCAUUAGGCAGCAGUAAAGAAAUUGAAUGCUGGCGUUCUGUAAGGCCUUAAGGCAGGGGUGGACAACAUAUGAUCUAUGGGCAGCAUGUGGCCCCAGGGAUGCAAAUGUGGUCCCCUGGCACCUCCACACACCCCAGUUUUCUAAAAUGGGGGUCAGAAAAUAUCCUUGUGCCUUCUAGAGGGCCUCAUCUGGGAGUUCUGAAGGGAACUCAGGACCUAUGAGGCUCCUGAUCCCCACAUUUAGAAAAACUUUUUAAAAACAUUUCUUCACUAGAAGGUGUCAAGGUUUCCUUUUUGGUUAAGAAAAACAAUGUUUAUGAGGAAACAUUAUGGGAGAGUGCCACAUAACUGGAUCCCCUCUUCAGUGUAAGUAUGUGGGGCCCUAGACUUCUGGAGAUCACCCACCCACUUCCUUAGGUAUGAUUUCCUGGAUGGCCAAACUACAUAUGUUCUCAGAAAUGUGGAAAUGUAGUAACUCCAUCUUUUUAAAAAAUUAAAUUAAAAUACCAUCCACAGUAAUGGUGAAAAAAAUCUAUGUCUUGGUGUUUGAAGAAAAAGGAGAUGGGAAUACAUCUAGUUAGGCCACAGCUUGGAAACAUUAAAUCAUUAACCAAAAUUAUUUUGCUAAUAUUAAUCCAUUGCACAAAAAUUGUGGAUCAGUUCAUUAUAUCAGUCAGUAUUAAUCUGUUAUUAACCAUGUUUUCAGUUUUUAAAAAUCAGUGUAAAUGACUAAAGAUAGCCAAAAGUGGCCAUAAUUACAUUCCUCAAACAAAUUAAAGUAACACUAAAUUUUAAUAAUUAUUCAGACAAUCAGUUGGUACAUUUUUAGGAUUAAAAUAAUGACUCUAAUGUAUCACAGUUGCUCUAAGGUUCAAUAACUGUUUUGCCACAAUUGUUGAAUUAUGGGCAAUGGAUUAAUUUUAAGAAAUUAUCUUCAAACUCUGAGAUUGCCCUAAAAUGUGAGAAUGUCUUAUCAGAAUGAAAAAAGGUAAGAAAAAAAUAUCUUCUGUCAGUUUUCGGAUUAUAUCUAUUGUGUCAUGAUCUCCAUUUGACUUAGCCACGUAACCCUGAUUCAAAGAUGUGUGGCAAUGGGAGAUUUGGAACAAACAGAAGGCUUUUCUACUCCUAGAAAUACCGUUAUGGCAGCAGAAAUGUCCUUGUGUCAGCUGAAAUUUUUCUGACUGUUGAGAUUUACCAGCAGUGGGAUUUGCAGCACAGCCAGAUAACUGGAGAAGAGGCAGGGAAAAGGCAUGGGUGAAUUAUAAUAGAUCAAAAUCUUCCCAAGUCCACACAGCUAGUGUGCCAGCACAAAUUUGGGACAAGAUGAAGGUAGUCCAAAGUCAGUUUUUAGUUUUCAGGUGACCUAGUGUCAGCUCAACUAGUCCUUUGUCAUCUUAGAUAAUUAAAAUUAUGCUCCGAAGCAGAAACAUGGAAUAUUGCUUGCCAACUGAGCAUUAUUUCACACAUGGUACUGUAUUGCUAAAACCAUGUACUGGGUUUGGCCUCCCUUUGCAAUAAUUAGCUUCACUUUUUUUAUCUGUCAGUCCUGGUUACUAUAGGAAGCAUUCUUAAUUUAUGCUGUUGGAAUCAGUCGCCCAUACCCACUAUUGUGGGCACAGCUGUGACCUUCCCAAUGUUGCUAGAUGCCUGUUGGUUACAGAUGAUGGGGAUUGUAAUCCAGCAUAAGGAGGCUAUAAAUUCUCCAACCAUAGUCUAAGAGGUAGGAGAUGUUCUAAGAAACUCAGUGAUUACCAAGUGUGAAGUACCAUUAGUAUCACAGAACUCCGUGAAUCAUUUCUUUUUUAAGCUGCAAAUGAAGAGAGAAUCUAAUAGAUUUUUAGUUGGUUGUUGAAGGUUUUUCAGGUUGUUUGGCCGUGUUCUGGAGGUUUUUCUUCCUAACGUUUUGCCAGUCUCUGUGGUCAGCAUCUUCAGAGGAUAGGAGUUAGAACUCUGUGUUCUCUGUCUGCCUUUGAGAAUAGAUGCUUUCAAAUUCUGAGCUGGCUGAGAUUCUCUUUUGCUUAUUAACAAAACCUAGACUUUUUCCACAUGAUCAUCACUUUUUGUGGUUAUGCGCAUCUAAUACAGUGGUGCCUCACAAGACGAAUGCCUCGUGGGACGAAAAACCCGCAAGACAAUUGGUUUUUGUGAUAA
Molecule: messenger RNA, 4025 nt
Organism: Pogona vitticeps (central bearded dragon)
Lineage: Eukaryota; Metazoa; Chordata; Lepidosauria; Squamata; Agamidae
Source: RefSeq, a predicted model, not a curated record